Molecule: messenger RNA, 3886 nt
Organism: Botrytis sinoallii
Lineage: Eukaryota; Fungi; Ascomycota; Leotiomycetes; Helotiales; Sclerotiniaceae
Exons: 2
Coding region: 529-3429 (966 amino acids)
Biological process (GO): circadian rhythm; regulation of DNA-templated transcription
Cellular component (GO): cytoplasm; nucleus
Source: RefSeq, a predicted model, not a curated record
GAUCAAUAUGAUGAACAUUAUCUUUCCUUUAUCAUUUCUUUCUUUUCAUAAAAAAAAAAGAGCAUUAGUACCUUCAUCAAACCUUACCUACUCUGUAAAGACGUGAAGAAGUCCUUCUUCAAUAUCUACUCCCAUUGCGCACACAUAUGCAAUAUCCAGUACCUUCUUCCCAUUCAACGAAUUACAUACAACCUUGGUCUUCGCUUCUCUUAAGAAUCCAGAAAGUACCCAAGUGUUAAUCACCCAGAUUGUUAAAGCUUUCAACCGCAUCCCCUCCUCCGGACACACGAGGUACGAUACCUACCUACCUAGGUAUUCAAUCGGAAAAACAAAAUACUUCACGCAGGCUCAAAUCUACUUCACAUAUCCAACAGGUUCGCCAGUGUAGUGUUAUAAGGGUAUCUCGCUUCUCUACUUGCAUAUAAUCUUAUUCAAAUCGUAGGUCGACUGUGAUAUUGUCCACGGCCGGUUGCAAUGGGUUCUUUACAAUUAUAAUACCACAUAUCAUCUUCAAUUGUCUCGUCGGCUAUGAAUCUGGAAUCGGAUUCAACGAUGAAUGCGACGGCUUCUCAUCCUCGAAGACCUCCGGCACAUCUCUCCGUCUCCCUGAGGCACGACACGCCUGGUCCUAUUGAGAAGGAAAAGUCGGACUUGGGUGUGGUAAAGCAGGUUGAUACCUCGACUAAGCCAAGAAGUAAUUCCACCUCGCCUUUCGGAAAACAAACAUCGGACGAUUCAGAGGAUACUGUUGCCACGAAUGUAAAGGAUUGGUUUGAUCGCUCAAAUACACGUCCUGUGAUUGCUGUCAACCAGGACUCUGGAGACACUAGUGACCCGCCAUACUUUCUUCAACACAGCUCCAACGAAGACACUGACUCCAGCAAAGAGUUGCCACUUCGAGGCAACCGUUACAAUCUACACUCAUUGAACCCCAUAUCAAGAUCUCGAGAUGGCAGUGCAUCAGAAGAGUAUCGCAGUAUCAUUGACGAUUUGACCAUCGAAAAUAAGAAGUUGAAGGAGAAAUUAAAGAGAUAUGGACGUUCAUCGACGACCCACUUGGAGAACGAGAAGCUCUUUGAAGUCAAAAUACAUGCCUUAUCGGCACGUAAACGAAGGGAGCUAGAAGAACUUCUUCAUGCAUUUUCUGCCAGUUUUAACGGUUCGUCAGAAGAUUUAAGCAUUAAUGGUCCAACAGGUCGACAGUCAAGAUCUUAUUCGCUUUCCGGGAAACCUACAAAGCAUAAAUCCGUUUCAUCAGGGUCCAACUCCCGACCGACUGACUCGGCAUAUGCCUCGAUGUCGAGAUCCGGGCCUUCGCAUAGCUCCUCGGCUGGGGAAGGGUAUAGGCCAACGCAAUCGCGGGUCACAGCCGAUCAAAAACUGCAGGAUUUCUUGCAAGACAUUCCCCAGGGAUUACAACCGAGAUCAACCCUAGAAAUGUCCGAAAAUCAGCGAAAGAGGAUGGUUGUUCGGCGUCUAGAACAAUUAUUUACAGGAAAGACAGGAUCGCUCAUCGGCGCGCACAGUCAAUCUUUGCAACAGCAAGAGGUGUCCAGGUCGGCCGCGAGAGCAGAUCAAGCCUCGCAAAUUCAUUUCCACCCUAGAGAAGGUGUACGCGAAGCUCAUAUCGGGCCACAUAAUAUGGAACUAGACAAGCAGGGAUUAGUAAAUAAUUCAAAGAAUAGCCAAUCGCCAACAGAACAGUCAGAUUCUUCUCAUAAGUCUCGUGGAUCCCCUUCACCACAGCAAAGGCCAACUAGGCCCUUGGAUUUGGAUCCAGACCGUGACCAAGUCGGUUCCGAUAACGUCGAGUAUAUUCGCCACCUCGGAAUCUCAGCACCCCAACUAUUAACAGAAGAAUCACAAGAUGCUGCCGUUGAUGCCGAGGGAUGGGUUUAUUUGAAUCUUCUGAUCAACAUGGCGCAAUUGCAUAUUAUCAACGUCACACCUGGCUUUAUCAGAUCUGCAGUAACCGAAUUGAGUAGGAAACUUCAAAUAUCUCCAGAUGGAAAGAAACUGCGAUGGAGAGGUGGUACGCAAGGAACAAGCUUGAACAGUGACAGCGGUAAUAGCAGUGUUCAUCAACGAUCCCCACCCGAUAGUGAUGGCAGUGACGAAGCUUCGCGCAAAAGACGCAAGGUUCAUGCCAACAAAUUCACUCCUACGGGACAAGCACCCCUGAAAAUGAUAAACCAGAGCUCAAAGAAUCCUAAAGCAAUGGACGCAUGCUUCUAUGAGCCGAUGUUUGUUCGUUAUCCACAACAUACAUCCGAGGUGUCUGGUGAUGAGAGCGACAUCUCGCCAAAUCAUUAUAGUCUUCACGGCUUUGCAUCCCCUAUCAAGAGACUCGGUAACAGUCCACGCGAUGAUGGGCCAUUGAUAUUCUACAAUGGAACGAAAUUCUUUAGUGAUCUCUCUGGCGAUCGUGGCGAUCUUGAAACUCCGCUACAUAUUACUGGCAUUGACAAAGAUGGUUACAGCAAUCACACUGAAGAUGCUGUCGGCUGCUCACCUCCUACAAGACACCUCCUUAAGGACAGGACUCCUUCCGGAUCUUUUCUACCAUUCAGGCCUUUCAAGGACUAUUCCAAAGGAGGAGAUCUGUUCCAGCCCCCAGAAACAAGACCACAAACUCCCAGUAUACUCUCCGAUGAUACGGACUUUGAAUUUACCACAGACAUGGCAUCUGGCGACCCUGAAUCUCCUCCGCCCCUUGCAGAAUUUGUCGCCAGUGGGCUCGCCGGCAUUCAACCAGCCGACCACUUGCUUUACAAGGUUCACACACGAUUGACGACGAAUAAAGACCAUGUUCCUUUCAAGGUUUCUAAAUUCUCUGCUCCCCGUUCAACCUCGAAGAUUUUACACACGAUUUCACAGUCUUCACUAGAUUCAUUUCACAAUCCAGAGCCUCAGAACAAGGUGGAUAGCAUAAUCAGUAAAUUGGCUCACUCGACCGAUCCUGCUAAUGGAUCGCCACCGCACCGACCAUAUGAGAGUUUACCCAUCAAGACCGAAAACAUUUCGGAACAAUUGAUUAUGCUUCACCCAUCACCCCUACCCGAACCGUCCUCUUAUUUCGGCAUGCUUUGCGGCACUGAAACCGUAGGAGACUAUUCCGACACCUCUUCUUUCAUGGGAAUUUCUCAUCUUAGAGAUGAACCUCUAGAAAAAGGCGAAGAUCUGAUGUCAGAUAACGAUAUACAAGUGUCAUCUGAUGAAGGUGCUAUGGAUAUUGAAGACGCGGAAGAUGAUGAUGAUGAUAGUAUUGAUAUGUUGGCGUAUGUAAGAGAUAUUGAUCCUAAGGCUGUGGCGACCCAGGAGCAAAAGUACGAAAUGGAAGCUAGUGAUAAGAGUGUUCAGUUGGGGAGUGCGGCGAGUAAAUCCGUCCCCCCGUUUCUGUUUGAGGAGAGCGAGGGGGUGGAACUUUGAAUAUCGUAAACGUUUAUGAGAUUUGGAGUUGGAUCUUAUUUCGAUUGGCGAAUAUGGCGGACUCGAGCAUUUUAUGGCGUGAUUUGGAAGGUUUAUAUUGGGUUCAGGUCAUUCUUGGUUGGGAUUGGUUUAUUUACGAGCAGUCUAUUAUUGCUGGUUGUACAAGUGCGGGUGUGGAUCUCUGGUUUGGUUUGGCGCAAGGUGGAGAUACCAUACUGAUUUUGAGCGAGUAUUGCUAGGUAUAGAUAAAUCAUUUUGGGGAUGAUAUCAUAGGACACGAUUUAAAUCAUGUACACUGGAAUGGAAAAUGAGGAAUUAGGUUAUUUAGUCCUAUUAAUUGGGGGUUAGUGGAUAAAGCCUCCUUACUUUGUCUGACAAUUUAGACAUUGUUUAGCGAUUUGUAUGUAGCCUUUGAAUCUCAAUGCUCUGUUAAUACAGGGGAUAUUUGUGUUCAAGA